GUAAGGUGAGGUGCUCGUGUGCCUCUCGUCUCUCCACGGUGCCCUGACUUCAGAAAUAUUCUCAGUCUUUCCAUUCUAACUUUUUAACUUAGGAUCAAUGGAAAUGUGUUGACAAGCGUGUACAUGCCAGAAUCUACGGCUGAACGUAUACAUACAUCUUGAAACUGCAAAAGUGGUAUUAAAAUCUAAUGCGAUACAUUUUUCACUGAAUAAGUUGUGAAGGGUGAGUAAUUAUUCGUCACUUUUUAUAAUUAGCUGUGAUAGCAUGGCAGAAAGUUCGUAAUAUACGCUCGGCUUUAAAUCGUGAGUGUUUAAAUGUGGACAUCAAUCAAAUUUAAAAAUAUUGUUAUAGGCACUUUUUCGACAUAGUUAAAACAAUUUAGAGCUGCAAGCAAUCAGUGAUACGUAUAGAUUUCUCGUGAAUCGAAACAAGAAUGGAAUUUUUCAGCAGCAGUGCUCGUGUUUUACUGGUAUUCAAAAUACGUGAGGCUUGUAACAUUUUGAACUGUUCUGUGCGAGGCUCGAAAACUUGGUAACUUGCGUGACCACCAAACGCGUGGCUAUAGUGAAGACUUGAGUCCCUCAGAGCGGCGUUAUACCUGCGCGUGCUUCAUGGAUUACUUCAAUAAGAUGGACGGGGCUGGGUAUGUGAGGGCGAGCCUGCUGGGCAUGAGCCAGGGUAUCUCCCACCUUCACGACCCCCUGAGACUGCACCCAGCGCUACACGGAGUUCAGGUCUCCGAAGCCAACAAAGACGCAAGUCCGUUGAUGCGGCCGCUGUCAGACUACGGUCAUCUGCCGUUCAUGGGCUUUACCCCGCACUUCCUCCACCACACCUUGGAUCACCGACUGCCCUUGCCUUCUGCUUUCCACCCUUUGAGCCACAAGCCUGUGUCUGGAGGUGCCUUGCAAGCACCUACACCUUGCAGCAGCGCCAGUAUCCACAGCUCAGCAUUCUCCCCACUUCCUAACAAGAACGCCAAACUGGAGGCCGACACCGGCAUCGUCGUGCCGGCAUCAUCGGCGGCCAACAUCUUCUCGCAGGGGAUGUUGGCCAUCGAUGCCAGGAACGCCCUCUUUGGGGGACUCUCACCCCCCGGCAUGAACGCUGUGGGGAUGACGAUGGGUGAUGAUCGAAGAGAUUCACCUUCACCACGGGGGUCUCACGGGUCGCGGGACUCCCCCGCACAUGCUCGGGAUGCGGACACACCCAAUUCGACGGGAGAAGACAGCAGGGGCCGUAAGCUCAGGCCCGGCGAGAGCUGGUGCCCCGUAUGCAGCACACCAAUCCGGGCCUCAGAGUUUGAGGCCCACUUGGGCCUCGAGCUCGAGAAGCUGGGCCAGCUGUUGUCAGAGCGCAGUGCAGGCCCCGGGUCUGUGCCCCGCAGCUCCCCCAACUCCGGGCCCAACAUCAUGCAUGGGCCCAUGAGUCCCGUGACCAAUCACAGGGCCAGGGACCCCGGAUAUGAUACGUACGAACGCGUGCGCAGCAACCGCCUGAACAGGAUGCGCACGAAGCGCAAGCGGCCGGGCCGCGUAGAGGACCUCGCGUGUCCUGUGUGCAGUGAGCGCAGCAUCGCUCCUGAGGACUUCAACCAACACAUGGAGCAGUGUCUGCGGCUGUCUNUUUUACUUUUGCCAGACCUUGCGCUGCCGCAGCUGCCGCCCCUCUCCUCAGGCUUGUACCUCGCGCCCAGCGUGAGCAGAAGUGACGGGGGGCUGUCGCUCCCCCCUCGUUGUGGGGGACCGGGGGCCUCUGAGGACGAGGUGGUCGAUGUGGAGGGCGAUGGACCAAUGGACGACUACCAAUGGCCGGGAGGACGGCCGCUGCGAGGGGCGCCGCGCCCCCCCUCCGCCAAUCAACGAGACGCAGAUUCUUCAGACAAAGAUCAACAACAAAAUCCUCGCGCGCCUGUAUCCAUCUCCAGCGACACCGGGGUGAAUGGAGCAUGUGGAGAUGGUGGAGGUGGAGUGGAGGAUUUGGAGCAGGAAAUGCAGGAUAUCAAAGAUAAGAGGAUCAAUGACAGCGAAGUGGAAAACAACAACACCAAACAGCGCUUCUCUUGCUUAGUUUGCAGGAGUGAAUACAAGCGGCCUGCGGUGUCGGUGGUGUGUUGGCAUGUGAUGUGUGAGGGAUGCUGGUCCACCACCCUCGGCGUCAAGACGGAGUGUCCGCAGUGCUUCCGCACCAUGGCCGCCGAGGACGUCCGGCCCAUACACUUGUGACGGCCCGAGCAGUGAACGGUAGGCCGUUAAUGGGAUCAUGACCGUGCAUACGCCAGCACGGGCCGUGAACGCGCAACGGUUAACGAGACCGUCAUGACCGUGCCCACGCCAACACGGGCAGUGAACGGUAGACCGUUAACCGGAACGUUAUAACCGUGUCCACGCCAGCACGGGCCG
This is a messenger RNA of Hyalella azteca, 2403 nucleotides long. RefSeq names its product E3 ubiquitin-protein ligase RNF220. The transcript is spliced from 9 exons. Gene Ontology annotation, biological process: protein ubiquitination. Gene Ontology annotation, molecular function: ubiquitin protein ligase activity. Lineage: Eukaryota; Metazoa; Arthropoda; Malacostraca; Amphipoda; Hyalellidae. The coding region runs from base 613 to 2226 and encodes 537 amino acids. The record is from RefSeq and is a predicted model, not a curated record.